AUGUUCCAUAAAUCUCACAGUAGAGGUCAUACUUGGGAUUAUUUUGGAACACCUGGUCUGAGUACGGAACUGUUGAACAAUUCCAAAGCUGGUGGAAGCCUAAAGAACAUCUUUAGGCUUGGAUUCAUGAAUGAAAUGGUGAACAAAAAGGAAGAUAGCACUUCCUCUACCACUAAUGAAAUUAACCCGAACAGUCAUAUGUCCCCUAAUGUAAACAUUAAUACGCACACUCAUGUUAACACUAUCGCUAUUACCGACACUAACAUCCACAUGCACACUAACCCCGACAGCAACACACGUCCUCACAUUAACGUUAACACUAUCGCUAACAGCCACAUGCAUACUAACCUGGACAGCAACACACAUCCUCAUGUUAACCCUAUCGCCGCUAAUGACACUAACAGCCACAUGCACACUAACCUGGACAGUAACACACAUCCUCAUGUUAACCCUACCGCUACUAAUGACACUAACAGCCACAUACACACUAACCCUAACAUACAUCCAAUUAAUAAUAUUAGUCAUGUUACUGACACUGAAUGUGACACUAACUUGACGUUAACUAGCACUAAUGUCACCGAAAAUUCGUCCAACAAGACUAAAAUCGGUACUAACACUAACAUUACUACCAAAAAGAAGAAUGUCAUAAUCAUAACAGCAGGCGUAAAAGCUUUGUGCAUGAGGAACAUUUUCAGUAUAUAAAGCGUGUCAGCUACUUGUUCUCGCUUUCGUUAGUAGGGAUGCAACUACCUUAAGAUAUAAGAAGAAUUUCAACGUUUUGGGCGAAGGCCCUUCAAACGAAGGGUCAUAUUAUUGGCACUACCUACACUGGCAUAGACAGUUCAAGAUUACUAUUUGUUCUUCCUACUCAAAGAGCCUGUUCAUAUGAACACAACUAACCGAGAAACUUACCUGAGUGCAUACUCUUACUUAGUUAAUGCAUAAAAUAAGUACAUUUUGUUAAUUUGUAUGAGAAACGAGCCAGGGUGACCAGGUGAAUUCUCACAUUGCACUAGGUGGGAUUUCAUUCAAUUCAGACACAAUUUUCGAUAUGAAUAAAGGAAUACUGAUGCACUAGGAAUGUUGCGAGACUUUCGGAAAGCGUAAAAAUGCUCGAGCCGCAGACGAGUGUAUUUUUACACUUUCCAAAAGUCGAUCAACAUCCCAAGUGCAUGGAUCCUGCUAUCCUUUGUGGGUAAUUGUUUUAUAAAAUAACUACAGUGAAACAAUGAUAUUUUGAGAAUCCCGUGAAAACCCCGCAAAGGCAUUUUACUGAAUUGGAUAAGUGCAGGAUAGCCUAGCCUGCUCGCAGACAUUAUUCUUACGCCAAGCGACGAAAAGUUUUACGUCGCUUGGCGUAAGAAUAACAAUGUCUAAGGAUAGUCUGGUCCUCCACGGCUAUUGACCAAUCAAAUUACAUACUUCACUGUAGUUAUUAUAUAAAGCGUUAUCUCACCUGACCGAUGUGGACACUUCUGUCGAAUUUGACAUGAAUUUACCUUGAGCAACAAUGAAGUUCGCCCCUAGUAACGUCAACUUUUAUCCAAUAAACAUCAAGUUUAAAACAAUGAGCAAAUGUUUUGCUUAUGCACGUCUCAAGGUCAUUUGCAAUAUAAGCUGUAAUGUAAACUGCACCUUGUAUUGCAACUUUAAUUAUGCUCUUACAUGUAAGUAUCAUAUAUGUCGGUGUCACAGGAGAUUCGCCCCCCCCCCGGGGCGAAUCUCCUAGGAAUAUCGCCCCCCAGGGGGGCGAAUCUCCUAGGAAUAUCGCCCCCUUUAGGAAUUUCGCCCCCCCCCCAUAUAAAUUUUGAAUUUUUGAUCUAAAAACAAAACGAUUGCAAGUUGAAAAGAUUUAUUGUGUGAUUUAUUUAUUUAUUACAAGGAGACAAAAUUAUAUACACAUUUUAGGCUUCUUAGCAACUGGUGGUGUGCACAGUCUGCAUAACCACUCAUUUGAGGUACUUAGACAAGUGUACUUAGUCUACCCUUCGCUUCUGAGAUUUACAAACUAUAUUGAAAUAAUGCAAGUAAAAAAUAGUGACAAACCAUACAUUUUCCGAUAACGACAAAACGUGGAUGCAAAAAAUACCAAUAAUUACAAUAACCACCACGGUGAUUACUUUUUAACAAUGAGUUUAAGGAUUAACACUGAAAAUGCAAAAUAUGCAUGGUGUGCUGUGAAGCGUCAUAAGUCCUAUUGAUCUACUGUAACUGUAAGCCCUUUCGAUACAUGUAAUUGUAAAUUUGUAUUCUUACAUGCAGGGCUUGAAAUAACGUUCCCAAAGUUUCCGAUCAUGGUGAUCGGCAGUCGUGACUUUCCCUGAUUUUUUCAGGUUGGAAACCGAAACCCUGCUUUUCCGCCGAUCAUAAGCAAUUCCUUGCCGAUCAUUGAUCGGUGAUCGGUUGUUAUUUCAAACUCUGUCUUAACAAUUUUGAAUUGAUACUGAUUUCAAAUGAUUAAAGCCAUGUAAUAAUUAUCCCAUGCAACUGUUAGGAAGGGCGAAAUUUUGAACGGAGGACGAAAAUCCUAAAGAAAAGGUGAAGUUUCUAAAGGGGGGCGAAUUUCCUAAAGGGGGGCAAAAUUCCUAGGAUUUCUGGGGGGCGAUAUUCCUAGGAAAUUCGCCCCUCGGGGGGGCGAAAAUGUAGGGGGGGCGAAAAUCCUGGGACACCGGUUUUCAUAUCGAAAAUUGUGUCCCACUUGACUGAAAUCCUACCUAGUCAAUUGCAAUUGGCUGCAUUUAAGUACUACAAAAAAUCUUUCAUCUCAUGCAGGUUGUUUCUAUUUUCAGGAACAAAGGUUGGCCUUGUUGACGCUAAUAAAUGCAUCCAAGCUUGGGGUGUUGUGCACAAUUGUACAACCAUUCAUGGCAAGCCAUUACAACAAGGGCAUGUUAUUACUGAAGUAACAAACGUUUUGCCAACGUGUCAGCUAAAGCCGCCAUGUCCUGGUGUUUUUGAUGAUCAAGAGAAAAUCCGAAAAGGAGAGUUUCAUUCUUGGCCACUGACUUCUGUUGCUUUGCCUCUUGUUAAUAAAUCCCGUUAA
This is a messenger RNA of Paramuricea clavata, 3043 nucleotides long. The record is from the annotation of a GenBank genome assembly. NCBI's taxonomy places the organism in Eukaryota, Metazoa, Cnidaria, Anthozoa, Malacalcyonacea, Plexauridae.